AGGUUGGUUGGUGCCAUGGUGGGAUGACAUCCAUUAGAACAUAGAUGGCGGCAUCCCGCCUCGAGACGGAGUUUGGGGGUUUGAAAGUUCCUUCCUGUUGAAGAGUUCACCUAGUUGCAGCAAACAGCAGAAACUCUGUCAGACAGACACACUUGCCCAACAUGAAGUUCUCCUUGUCCAUUGUUCUUGCUGCCUUUGCCCUGCAGUCCACCGCCCUCUUGGUGCCCAUGGACGCUCUUUCCUCCAACUUGGGCUCUGGUCUUGCACCCGGAGCGGCCGAGAUCCUUCCUCUCGAGGUUCGGGCAGGCAAGAGCACCUCCAGGGCCAACGGCAAGGGCAAGCAAAAGCACAAGCACGCCCACGGAGUGCGGCCCGACUUCCGCAAGCAGUGCAAGAGCUUGCCAUCGAACUGCCCGCCUUUCCUGAACAAGAAGGCUAUGUGCGAAUGCAGGGCCGCCGCAACAGUUGCUUCCUACUUGGAGUCCGAGAGAGGAUGUCCGAAGCCGUCUCAAAAGGCGUGCUGAUUUUGCGUGCGAUGUAACUCGGUUUUGACCAAGUGACGGAAUGUCGAUAUGAGAUAAUGCAGCGUCUGGGUUGAUGGGAUUACUUGGUUUGGUACCACAGGGGGGGGCUUCUUGAUUAAUUAUUAGGACACGGCAUCAUGUCAUUUGUUCUCCAAAAUCACACCGGGAUGCCGUAAAUUGGAAAGAAAGUUGGAGUUUGGUCUGGACACAGAUUGAGAGAUGCUUGAUACCGCAGCAAAAUAAAGAAAUGCAAAAAGCCAUCCUCACCAUGAAACAG
Neurospora crassa OR74A is the source of this 801-nucleotide messenger RNA. RefSeq lists its product as hypothetical. The transcript is spliced from 3 exons. The record is from RefSeq and is a predicted model, not a curated record. Lineage: Eukaryota; Fungi; Ascomycota; Sordariomycetes; Sordariales; Sordariaceae. The coding region runs from base 162 to 524 and encodes 120 amino acids.